CGGGUUUUGCGUUCGCGUUUGAAGCAUCGCUUCCGGCCAAGUCCUCCUUUCUCUUCCGGCGUCGGCGCUAGCUGGUGACAAAAUGGUUCAGCGUUUGACAUACCGUCGUAGGCUGUCCUACAACACAGCGUCUAACAAGACAAGGCUGUCCCGAACACCAGGUAACAGGAUUGUUUACCUUUACACCAAGAAAGUAGGGAAAGCACCAAAGUCUGCGUGUGGUGUGUGCCCAGGAAGACUUCGUGGUGUUCGGGCUGUCCGUCCCAAAGUUCUUAUGAGGCUGUCUAAAACAAAGAAGCAUGUUAGCAGAGCCUAUGGAGGGUCCAUGUGCGCUAAGUGCGUUCGUGACAGAAUCAAACGAGCAUUCCUGAUUGAGGAACAGAAAAUUGUUGUCAAAGUGCUGAAGGCCCAAGCACAAAGUCAGAAAUCAAAGUGAACAUUUGUAUUGUCUGCCUAAUAAUAAAUGAAAAAAUAACUUU
Anolis sagrei ordinatus is the source of this 479-nucleotide messenger RNA. It is a transcript of the gene RPL34, whose product is annotated as ribosomal protein L34. Gene Ontology annotation, molecular function: structural constituent of ribosome. Gene Ontology annotation, biological process: translation. The record is from RefSeq and is a predicted model, not a curated record. Gene Ontology annotation, cellular component: cytosolic large ribosomal subunit; ribosome. NCBI's taxonomy places the organism in Eukaryota, Metazoa, Chordata, Lepidosauria, Squamata, Anolidae.